GGUGAGUCCUCUUGCAAGUUGUUGUUAGAUCGUUGAGUUAUUAUUAGUUGAACGUUUGCACCAGAGCAAGCGACAGAGGUACGAUUAAAAACCGUUUGUUUUUCGACAAAAUGUCAGGAAAUUCAUCUUUUAAAGCUCCUAUUGGAGCUCCUUUAAAUAAAGCAAGAACAGUGGGAAAUGGAUCUAGUAGAUUUCAGGCCUCCAAACGUCAAAUGCAACCAGAAAUUCCGGCUGAGGAAGUUUCAAAUUCAACUAAGAAAAGAAAAAGCAGAUUUUCUGAUGCACCACCCUCAUCUAAUGCACCCCCUCCAACAGUCCUUGAGGUGCUACCAGUUCCACCUCAAAAUCCAAGAAAUCAAUCAACUGCCGCACUCGCCGACAAUGACAACAAGGCAGCUCUGGUAUCUGCAGCUGCCGCAGCAGCAGCACGCAUCAAUGCAAAUUUAUUAGCUCAAGGGAAGAUUAAAGCUCUGCCCAAUCAGUUGCAUUCUGCAUCAACAGCCCCUACAGUUAGCAUCUCAUCUGAUAUCAACAAUCCUGUGUCAUCUGUUGAAAUUAAGAAGAUUGAUGACAUGUUUUCUGCUGAAGUUGAAAUCAAUGAUAUUCCUGUUGGAUGUAGGAAUUAUUUAACAAGACUAACAACACAGGAAAAUAUCAACAAAUCCUGUCUUGCUUAUGUAUCAACACGUGGUAAGUAUAUGACAACGGAAGAAAAGAAACAACAUCCGUUAUUAAUGGGAUCAGAAAAACCUUUAUAUUUAUUUGUACAAAGCCAGUAUGAAGGAAAUGUGAAAAAGGCUUUGGAUCGAAUCAAACAAAUCAUAAACAAUCAUUUUGAAAAGAAAAACAAAUUUCAAUCAGAAGCUCUCGCUCAAAUUGCAUCUUUCAACCCAAUAGUUGCAUCAAUAUCACCUGGUCCAGCAGUCCAAGGGUUCGCCCCAGGAUAUCCAAUCAUCCAACAGCCUGCUAAUGCUCCCUUGCCACAUUGCCAACCUGCUUUACCAUCUGGGAAUUACAUGCAAGAGAAACUGUUCAUCGGACUGGAUAAUAUACCUGACAAUUUUGACUUGAAGAAUAAACUUAUUGGACCAAAUUACAGGAAUUUUACGUUCAUUGCAAACCAGACUGGUGCUAAAGUUAUUCUUAGGGGCAAAGGAUCUGGAUUUAUUGAACCUACGUCAGGACGAGAGGCUUUUGAAUCAAUGUACGCUUUCUUAAGUCAUCCAAACCAAGCUGGUGUUGAUGCAGCAAAACGCCUCGUCUCAAAUUUAGUCGAUACAAUAAAAGCGGAGUUACAACCUGUAAUGAGAAAUUCGGUGCGAAGCUCACAAAAUAGUGGAUACGAUACUAUACAAAAUAACUAUCGAAUGGUUCCACCACCUAUGUCAUUAUCUGUACCCAACUCUCAACCUGUUUCAUCUGCGUCAUCUGCAUCUUAUCCAUUCCAACAAUUGGGGGUUUCUGCUAAGCCAAAUCCUUUUUCUGAAGCUCCGCGGAGAAAAUUUAAAGAAUACGAAGAAGAGCCAUCGAACGUUUUAGGUUAUCAGCAUAAUUUCUCAGGCGCAGAAAAAGGUAAAUCAAAAUCAGAUUCAUCAAAGAAAAGAAGUUCAAAUUCAAGAGAAAAGUCAAGAAAAAGAUUCACAGAAGAUAUGUCAGUGACAAGUACACCAUCUCAAUCUCAGUCUACUGAAAAACCAGUGUUUGAUAAAGAAUCAAAUGAUAAUAAUAAAAGUGAUGCAAAUUUUAAAAGGCCAGUAUUGCCUUUUUGGAUGACACCAUGAUAAAGGUACUGUCACAAACGCUCGAUAAAGAUUGGUAGGUGUUGUUUUCCAGAAGCUUUUAUGGUACUUCUGGUAGGAUGCUUGUGAUAUGGGUUUGUUUAUGCGAUAAUGGUGUUAUCCUUAUAUUUCAGUUCCAAGAGUCUUAUGAUUCUAAUUAUAGUAAUUAGAUAUUAUGGAAUACGCAAGACUCUUAAACCAUUUGACAAACACUCCUGCUACUAGCUGCAAAAAAAACAAUUUAAACCAGAAAAAAUUUGGCAUAAGCAAGCUUCCUUUAUUUGUCUGUUGAGAACGCUUGCUGAACCUAAUUGUUUGUUUUUGUCGGAAAUCCAGACUUUAAUAACUACCGCACUACUAUUACAAAUCUGCAAUUCUAAGAGAGUUUGAAAUUUUUAUGCAUAUUCCUAUAAUUUGAAUAUAUUACUCAAAUGUGUUAGUGUCAUGACAUGCCCCAAAUUUUUAUUUAGUGUACGGGUGACCCCAAAAAAGGACACCCACAUUUACCUAACAACUAAACUUGUGAUUGUCCCCAAAAGUUUCAGUAAUCUAGUAGGUUUGUACAAAAGUUAUGUUCCAAAGGACACAGCUUCUCUUUGUAGUAGCUCAGUAUCUUCUAAUUUUUAAAACAAUUCUGGUAUUGUGAUGCACGAGUGUAGUUUCGAACAAUGCAUAUAUCUCAUUUUGAACCUUUUUGGCAAUAUAAAUCGCAGCGUCUUCAUGAUCAGGGUUUUAAUUGGCAUUUUGAAAGUAGUGGGGUAACAAAAGGCUUGCUAUUAUACAAGAUUACAAUGGCAUAGAUAAACUGUCUAAGACAGGGGUGGGCAACUUCUCUAGUCGGCAGGCCGGAUUAUUACAAAAAAUACUUUGGUAUCCAAUCUUUGUUAAAUGCUGGAACUCUCUGUCAACUUUACGUUUCUUGGGAUAUUCUAUG
This is a messenger RNA of Styela clava, 2712 nucleotides long. Its product is annotated as KH homology domain-containing protein 4-like. Gene Ontology annotation, cellular component: nucleus. NCBI's taxonomy places the organism in Eukaryota, Metazoa, Chordata, Ascidiacea, Stolidobranchia, Styelidae. Gene Ontology annotation, molecular function: RNA binding. The record is from RefSeq and is a predicted model, not a curated record.